This is a messenger RNA of Strongyloides ratti, 996 nucleotides long. RefSeq names its product ADP/ATP translocase 4. The record is from RefSeq and is a predicted model, not a curated record. The transcript is spliced from 4 exons. Gene Ontology annotation, molecular function: ATP:ADP antiporter activity. Gene Ontology annotation, biological process: mitochondrial ADP transmembrane transport; mitochondrial ATP transmembrane transport. The coding region runs from base 1 to 996 and encodes 331 amino acids. Lineage: Eukaryota; Metazoa; Nematoda; Chromadorea; Rhabditida; Strongyloididae. Gene Ontology annotation, cellular component: mitochondrial inner membrane.
AUGUGUAAAUUAUUUGUAGACAAUUCUUUAAAUUCUCAUGGAGACUCAUCCAAACAAGGGUAUGGAGAAAUAUUUAUUGAUAGAACAAUAAAAGUCUCAAAAGAUCUUAGUGCUGGUGCUGUGGCUGCUAUUGUGGCAAAAACUAUAAUUGCUCCUGUUGAAAGAGUAAAAUUAAUACUUCAACUUCAAACAGCACAAGUUACAAUAAAUAGUAAUGAAAGAUAUAAAGGAAUGUUUGAUUGUUUCUUACGCUUACCAAAAGAACAAGGUUUUUUUUCAUUUUGGAGAGGAAAUAUGGUUAAUAUUUAUCGAGCAACAUCUCAAGAAUCUCUAGGUUUUGCUUUUAAAGAUAUCUUUCGACGAUUUCUGGUGAAUGAAAAUAUUACUGAGGCAAGUGUCUUAAAAUUGACAUGCCAAAAUUUGGCAGCUGGUGGAGCUGCAGGAGUUGCAACAUUUGCCAUUAUUUAUCCAUUAGAUUUUGCUAGAACUAGACUUGCUAUAGAUAUGGGUAGAAAAACAAAUAGAGAAUUUAAAGGAAUGGUUGAUUGUGUUAAAAAAAUAUUUAAAGUAGAUGGAAUACAAGGAUUAUAUCGUGGUUUAUCUCCAAGUUUAGCUUAUAUUUUUUUAUAUAGAGGAUCUUAUUACGGGUUUUUUGACUCAGGAAAAAGUUUAUAUGGAAAAUCACAAGGAAAAUUAAAUAAAUCAUAUAAAUUUGAAAAUAUUAAAUUACCUUUUAUUGAAGCUUUCAUAUUAGGUCAGGUAGUAACAUUUUCAGCUGGUAUGAUAUCAUAUCCAUUAGAUACUAUUAGAAGAAGAAUGAUGAUGCAAUCAGGAAAAAUAGAUAAAGUUUAUAAAAAUUCAAUACACUGUGCAAAAGAUAUCUUAUUAAAUGAGGGUUUCAAAGCAUUUUAUAGUGGUGCAAUGGUGAAUGCUAUAAGAGGAGUCGGUGCCGCAUUGGUAUUGGCAAUGUAUAACGAAUUAGAAAAAUAUAUGUAA